Messenger RNA from Mercenaria mercenaria, 4319 nucleotides. RefSeq lists its product as uncharacterized. NCBI's taxonomy places the organism in Eukaryota, Metazoa, Mollusca, Bivalvia, Venerida, Veneridae. Bases 260 to 3997 code for a protein of 1245 amino acids. The transcript is spliced from 28 exons. The record is from RefSeq and is a predicted model, not a curated record.
UCGGGACUGACACAACUGUUAUUGUAAAGGUUAAUAUGAAAGCUAGCGACAGUACCACUUGAGUUAAUUACGAAGUUACAAGUGCCUUUAUGGUUCAGUGGAAGUUAUACUAUAUAAUUGGCCGCACAGAAAAUUCACAUCCUUGGUGAAAUUGCAUCUAAUAUUCAAAUACCACUUGUCAUUUAGCAGCCUCUAGUUUUUUAUGAGUUAGUUGUUGUUGUUGUUGAUUUUUCUUCCAAAUUUACCGGAGCCGGGAAAGAUGAAAAUUGGAUAUUUUAUUUUCCUUUUCUUCUUACGAAGAAUAGUUUGCAGUUACGUAUCAACAAGAUGCCCUGUUCGUUGGCUGGAACGACCAGAGGGCAACUCGUGCUACCGAUUCUGGCCAACUAGAAUGAAAUCAUGGAAAGAGGCUCGUGCCACGUGUCAAGCACGUGAUGGGGAUCUACUUAAGUUAAAUUCAAAACACGAAAAGGCGUGGAUAAUCAAUGAGGUUAAAAAGUACCCUGUAAAUUAUGAAUGGUGGAUAGGGCUUCAGAGGCAUCCGGGGAACGACAGUAUCUGGCUGUGGACAGAUGGUACUUCAAGGAACGAAACUGACAACUUCAUACAAUGGGGAUCUGGUGAGCCGAACAAUCACCGCGAUUCAGAGGACUGUGCUGAAAUUUGGGACAACCUUCUGAAUGACAAAAACUGUGAACAGCCACUACAGUUUAUCUGUGAACGACCGAAAGAUCUGCCCAUGAAAUGUGACGCAGAUAAUGGAUGGGAUGACCUUGGUUUGGAUAACUGUUAUAAAUACUUCAGCGAUAAAGUAACACAAACCCAAGCCGUGACAACUUGUAGAGAAGACGGUUACGAUUCAUUUUUGGUAUUGAUAAAUGACGACAGUGCUCAACAACGAAUCACGGAUUUUCUCGAUCAUAAGGACAAGACUACUGUAUGGAUAGGGUACCUAUUCGACACGAGCCAUUCUUCUUGGUUGAGCAUGCGUAUCACGAGGUUUGAGGCGAGGAAUAACUGGUGGAUUGAUGGUACUCCAGACCCUGAAAUUAUUGCACACAACGAUACGUUGUGCUCUGUAAUUGACACCAAUGCGGUCGGCAUUAAGAAUUGGAAACCUGCGAAUUGUGACACCAGCAAUUCGUUUAUGUGCUCUAAACCACUAGGUACGUGCCCAUAUGGCUACAUCCUGCACAAGGCAACGUGUUAUAAUCUGAAUACACAGGAUUUUCAUACAUGGAAUGAAGCCAGAGGUUUUUGCAACCUUAGAUCAACCAAGUUAUUGGAAAUUAAGAACGACAAUGACUGGUACUAUAUUUUGACGGUGCUUAAGAAUCAUUACAGUUUGACUGAAAUAAAAUCCGUCUGGCUUGGAUUGUCCGGUAAAGAUGUCGAUAGUCUUAAAUGGGACAGUGGCGAUGAAACUGGAGAUUUUGAGAAAGCAAAGUCGAAUGGGAAACUGAAGCUGUCUCCAACGGAUACGCAGUGUGGCUUUAUAGACAAUAGUGAGAUCACUAAUACCGCAGACGGAAGUCAGUGGAAGUUUGGAGAUUGCAGUGAAAGCAGGGGAGCUAUUUGCACAGUUCCGGUUGACAAGCCGGUGACUACACCUCCACCACAGAAACCUAAGUACGAAUGUCCGGAAGGCUACACUUUAAAUGGUAUCAAAUGUUACCGCUGGAACCCUGAUGAUCCUGUCGACUGGUAUUCUGCACGUGAAAAAUGUGCAGAUGAAGGAGCAGACCUUGUCACGAUACAGUCAGAGGAAGAACAACAAUAUUUGUCAAGUUUUAUACAGAGUGAAACUUGGAUUGGCCUGAAUGAUCGACGGAAGGAAGGAUUAUUCAGCUGGUUAGAUACAUCUGCUGAGGUUAACUACCAGUAUUGGCUUGAAAGUGAACCUAAUAAUGUACAAAUAGGAAGUCAGUACUCUGAGAAUUGUGUUUCAAUGAUUUAUUUGCCUGGUGAGGAGAAUCAUGGGAAGUGGUCUGACUACCCUUGCAGUUAUAAAGCAAAAUUUGUUUGUCAAACACCUGCAGAGUGGAAUAUAGCUCUUGGUAAAAUAGCAACCCAAUCAAGUAUUCGUCAAGUGGACAUCUACAGAUACUCUAGUUACGAGUAUGCUUAUGACUACGGUACAGAAGAUAGUAACGACGUUGCACAUAAAGCAAUCGAUGAGUGCACUACCCGUUCCGUACAAUCCAGUGCAUGUUGUGCUCGCACAGACAGUGAAGAUAACCCUUGGUGGAUGCUUGACCUAGGAACAUAUUACCCAGUCGGAAAAAUCGUCAUACAUCGCCGGUCUGAAGAAACCUGCACCGACUGUAUGGCACAGUUUCAAAACUUCCGUUUGUUUAUAAGCAAUACUUCUAUGGACAGUAGCACGGACGAUUCAGACAUGGUCUAUCAGGAACAAAGGGAUCAUAUACCUGCUAUUAUAGUUCUAAAUCUGAGCAACGUCACAGUUGGAAGGUACAUAAGAAUAGAUAUACCAACAAAAGCGGCAACAUUAGCAUUGUGCGAAGUAAAAAUAUAUGAAGGUAAAAGUUUACAGAAAGCCAUCGAUCCUACAAACUCAAACUGUAUUACUGACUCUACAAAAUGGAUUGGUGAUAUCAGGCAUACUGUGAGCGGAAGAACUUGUCAACGCUGGGUAGAAAAUAUACCUCAUAACCAUGGAUACCAUGACAAAACAUUUCCUGACGGAACUGAAAAAGACGCUGAAAACCUCUGCAGGGACCCAUUAGGUGAAGGCCAACCUUGGUGCUAUACAACCGACCCGGAUGUUCGUUGGGAAUUCUGUCCCGUGCCUCAUUGUAUAAGUGAAGUAGGUUCAUUUGACUCGGAAGUUGAAGGAGGCAAAGAUUCAGACUGUAAAUUUGGAUGGGAGGAAGAUCCAAACACAGGUGACUGCUAUUGGUUAGGUGAUGAAACACUAACUUGGGCAGACGCAAAAUCCGUCUGUGAAAGCGUUGGAGCAAGUCUUCCACUACCCGAAAGUAAAGAAGAUAUUACUUUGCUCACAGGCAAAUUACUUGACCAACAGAGUGGGUUGUUUUGGCUUGAUGUGUACUAUGAGAUAGUAGAGAGCAGCUGGGUGUCAGCCAAGGACGAUGUACCAAGUUUUAUUCUUGAAAAACUCGGAACGUCAUCACCGUCAACAACAAUGUGUGCGACUGCUGAAAACUACGGAAACAUUCAGUCAAAAAGCUGCUAUGAGAGGAACGCGUACAGUUGUGUAAAGUCAGGUCCUUUCAUCAAAUACCGAACAAGUUCAGACGAGCUAUAUAAACAAGUACCUAAGAGCAUAAUUGAAACUAUAAAGGAUGGUUCUAUUACCACAUUUACAAUAAAAUUUGAAUUCAAGGGAUAUGAUGGUGCGUCUGUGUUGUUAAAUCAAAUAACAGAUGUACAGUUAAAUGAUGGAUACACGAUUCAUAUUGGUGGUAAUAUUUCUCCAAAGUCGUCGAUUUCCAAAAAAGGCUCUGAUAAUCCAGAACAUUCCACGUUCAUACCAAAUUUAUGUGAUGAAAACGAAUACAAGCAAUUCUGGAUACGGUGGACAAGCGGUAAGAGUGAUGGAGACCUGAUAGAGGUCGGUCGUGGGUCAGAUAUUGGGCGUAAUAUGUUUAUGCAAUGGAGUGAUCCAGACGGUAUUUCAGCUUCGUCUGUGUCGGUUGCUACAAUAACGAAAACAUCGGCCGUGUACCAAGGAUACUGGAGAUUUCAGAAAGCCAGUAAGAAAAAUGAACAAGCUAAAGCAGAAGUAAACCUGGCUUUAGGUAAACCAACGAAGCAGUCCAGUACCUUCUCGUAUCACAGCGGGCCUGAGAAAGCCGUGGACGGGUGCAAGAGCAACACAUACAACAGUCAGUGUAUAACACAUUCACGUGAAAAUUUUGAGCCGUGGUGGGAGGUGGACCUCGGGAAGGUGUAUCCAAUCCGUAAGGUGGUGAUUUAUAGACGCGGCCCUGAAUCUCGACUUUUCAUAGAAUAGUAGAGCUAUUGGACUCGCCCGUGCGUCGGCCUCCGCGUCCGCGUCCCGAUUUGGUUAAGGUUUUGUAUGUAAGCUGGUAUCUCAGUAACCACUUGUGGGAAUGGAUUGAAACUUCACACACAUAUUCGCUGUGAUAAACUGACUUACAUUGCAUAGAUUCCAUAACUCUGUUUUGCUUUUUUACAAAAUUAUGCCCCUUUUUCGACUUAGAAAUUUUUGGUUCAGGUUUUGUAUGUAAGCUGGUAUCUCAGUAACCAUUUGUGGGAAUGGAUUGAAACUUCAAACACUUAUUUACUGUGAUAAACUGACUUACAUAGCAUAG